ACACACACGCAAAACAUAUAUCAAAUGUGGAUUUAUUACCCUUAAACUAUAAAAAAGACCCCAUUUAAUUACAUAUCUUACUAUUUUUUUGUCCCUUUUCUUCAAUUUUCAUUUCAUUUUCUAUUUUUUUCAUGUCUAAACAUAAGUAAAAACCCUUCUUCUUUUGCAAAACCUCUAAGAAUCCAAAACAUCUACCAAACAUUACAUAUAUAUAUAUACACAUUAUUAUUAUCUAAUUGGAAGAUAAUUAAAAAAAAAUUCAUUAUAAAUAAAAAAAAAUGGGGACUGAAAAUAAUAAAGAGGAUCGGAAUUCGCCAGAGUAUUUAUCACAAUUGUUAAAGGAUAAAAAACAGUUACAGGCGUUUCCGAAUGUCUUUGUACACAUGGAAAGACUACUCGAAGAUGAGAUCGCACGGAUACGAUCCUCAUUGUUCCAUCACAAAGGAAACAGCAGGGAAUCUUUACCCUUACCUGCAUCAGAUGGUCAAGCAGUCACAUUAUCACAGAAACUUUAUGUACCUGUCAAAGAACACCCUGAUUUCAAUUUUGUCGGACGAAUAUUGGGCCCACGAGGGAUGACUGCUAAAGAACUCGAACAAUACACAGGCUGUAAAAUCAUGGUACGAGGGAAAGGAUCAAUGCGGGACAAGGUAAAGGAGGAGUUGAAUCGGGGAAAGCCAAACUGGGAACACUUGAACGAAGAGUUGCAUGUACUCAUCACUGUAGAAGACACACGUAACAGAGCAGAAAUCAAGUUACAGAAGGCUGUCGAAGAAGUGAAACGACUGUUGGUGCCAGCAGCUUCGAGGAAGGACUGUCAACUUGAUUCCAAACAUCCCGAAGGAGAGGAUGACUUAAAGAAACGACAACUCAUGGAGCUAGCUAUCAUUAACGGCACAUAUCGUGACACUUCUAAACCAUCCGCCUCUGCAGCACAACCUUCCUCCACCCAUAUGUCUGCCGAUGGAAGUGGCCUCAGCGGUUUGAAUAUCCCGAGUGCGGGCUGCCCCCUGGUUGUUGGCAACCAGCUCUCCUCCUUUGAUCAGGUGAUAGCUUCCAAAUUUCCGGGAAACUUGGAAUAUAACUUAAAUACUUUCCUUUCAGAAGCUCCUCGAAUGUGUGCUCCUCCGUUGACCAUUCCACAGCUGCGUGCCGCUAACCCUAGCGGUGGUCAAAUCAUCCUGGCACCUCGCCUACCUUCAGUCGCCACAAGUACAGGCAUACUAAAUGGGGCACCGCCACCCCUCGUUUCUCCGCCAGAUCCCAACCUGAUGUACAACCCCUAUGAAUAUCCAUAUGCACUGGCAGCACACACUGCAAUUUUGGAAUAUCCUACUAUUGAUCAAACUCAAACUGGUCCUAUUCCUAAAAUCAGGAGAACACUCUCUGGUGUCAGAGAACACCCUUACAAUAGGGUGGCUCUCCCCUGAUCUUUCUCAAAAGCAGCUGGCAACUAACCCUAUCAUCCUGGUCACAAAAGCCCUGAAACCCCCUGUUCGUGUUGUAGACUUCAACAUUGCCGGGUGGGAUGUUACAGAAGGCGCAGGUGGGGCGUGUUGCGGCCGACAAGCAAAAAAGCAAAAAAAAAAAUUUUUUUCUAAAAAAAAAAAUUUCUUAAAAAAAACAAAAAAAAAAUAUUUAUAUAUAUAUAUAAAAAAAAAACUUCUAUUAUUACUACUACUACUACUACUCCACCUCGCAGUGCACCAUGACUACCACUUCUACUACUAUUACCACCACCACUACUACUUCUACCACCACUACUACUACUACUGCUGCUACUACUACUACUAUUACUAUGACUACUGGCAUCAAUUUAUCAACAGCUGUCCAUUUCCACUCCAUCCUUGUCAGUAUUACUGCCAGCUGUCUUGUGGCCAAAAUGGCAUAACUACCACCACCACCACCACCACCUACUACUACUUCUACAACAACCAUCUUCUUCAUCAUCAUCUACACCAAGCACAGCAGUUUGUCAAUGGAGAAAGCAGAGAUACGAGAACCAACAGAAAAAGGAACAACAAAUUAGUUGAAACAUGAUGGAAACUUUCAAAAAAAAAAAAAAAUGCCUUUUGGGUAUUU
Molecule: messenger RNA, 2082 nt
Organism: Octopus sinensis (East Asian common octopus)
Lineage: Eukaryota; Metazoa; Mollusca; Cephalopoda; Octopoda; Octopodidae
Product: protein quaking-B
Exons: 10
Coding region: 279-1430 (383 amino acids)
Biological process (GO): regulation of mRNA splicing, via spliceosome
Cellular component (GO): nucleus
Molecular function (GO): mRNA binding
Source: RefSeq, a predicted model, not a curated record